Messenger RNA from Anthostomella pinea, 1446 nucleotides. The record is from the annotation of a GenBank genome assembly. Lineage: Eukaryota; Fungi; Ascomycota; Sordariomycetes; Xylariales; Xylariaceae.
AUGAAGAUCACCCUGACUCUCCCUCGUCUGUUAUGUCUUAUUACAUGGCCUAUUGGUCCCAGUGCGAGCAAGGCCUGCCAUCAGUUGCGCGGCGAAGUGGCCUGUGAUGAAACCAGCGAACAGACGAGUUCCAGCAGCAACACUACCGAUCUCGAACCUCGUGUAGAGCCAACUAGCCCGAUAGGAGUGCAAGCAGCGGCCUUGUACGAUCACGAUGCUUCUUGGCUAGGAAAGAGGGCGACAGAGUUGGAUGAUCAGGAAGACGAGUUGCAACAGAUGAUGGAGAGUUUGAACAACGCGACAAAUCAAGCAAUCAGAUACAUGAGGGACCUCGCGGCCUCGGUCGAGUCUAUGUCCACAAAACUGUCGAUGCUAGCGACUGGAGCAAGCACUACAUCGGCCGCAUGGAGCAGCGAAACCACGACAAGCAGCACAAAAGAUCAAGCGUCUUUGACCGAGUCAAGCGCCAGUGCAUCACUUCCGACGCCGACCUCCACGAGACCAACCCAAACAGUGAAAGUUGUACCCGUCACUAUCAGCGGGAUGCCAUCAUCGACCACUGUGACAAGGCUCCUCACAUAUCCCGUGCCAAGCUCUGGUGCGGCCGAGGUGUCCGAAUACACUACCACUACAACUUUAACGAGUACCAGCACCAUCACUGUGACCGUACCGCCAAGCGAGACCUCCAUGACCAUCAAGUCUACGCGACGGUCAAGUCCAACAUCCUACGUACCACCUGCAUCUUCAGCCACUUCUGCGACGAUGUCAUCAGGGCUGUCCCUUCCCACCGCCAUCACUACACCGUCCACAAGUAGCGACACUGAGCUGUACUUCAUUACGGUUAGCGACUCAUCACGGUCGACGAGUACCGUUCACACAACCGUAACCGUCUCCGACGACUGUUGGAACGCAACGACUACAUCGAAGCAAGCUUCAAUAACAGCAACGAAAAGCCAGGCUGGCAACGUCACCGGCUCUGGCUCUGUCCGUCCGAGCACGAUCCCAUCUCACCCACCUCUUCCAGGAACAAACACCAGCACCACCUCUUCCAAUGCCGCCAGCACCGGCCCCUUAACAGUCACAGCGUUCCUAUCUAUCACUAGCUCCAGCUCUAUGCCUAUCGCCAGCUCCGGCUUUAUACCUAUCGCCAGCUCCAGCUCUGUGACCUCCAACACGAACUCGUCCCGGCCAGUCACUUCGGCAGCAGGUACCAGCCCCAGCAGCACCGACUCCAGGUCCACCACGUCAAGGCCCACAUCGCUUACAACGCUCUUGCCCGUCACUUCGGGAGCGUCGUCAGGCAUGCCCAAAAGGAACCACAUCGCACGUCAUCUGGGCGCAUUGCACCACCCGCUGACGUAUAUCACGACCGUUGCGAGCUCGAUACUCCACAGUACGGCGUCGACGAGUGUGCCCAACGAUGCGGAGUCGGCGAGGGAUCGGUAG